This is a messenger RNA of Mastomys coucha (southern multimammate mouse), 3037 nucleotides long. RefSeq names its product EGF-like and EMI domain-containing protein 1. NCBI's taxonomy places the organism in Eukaryota, Metazoa, Chordata, Mammalia, Rodentia, Muridae. Bases 367 to 2196 code for a protein of 609 amino acids. The record is from RefSeq and is a predicted model, not a curated record. The transcript has 14 exons. Gene Ontology annotation, molecular function: protein binding; calcium ion binding.
GGGCUGGGGCCAGAGGGCGGCGAGCGCGUUGCCAUGGCACCGGGGCUGCGGGGGCUGCAGGACUGCUACUCUCUCUCGUCUCCAGUCGCUGCCGGCAGUGCAGGGCUGUGCAGCUCUUGGGCUUCAGUGCCCGGGGUUGAUUUGGCCGGCCACUGCUAGCACGGGCUCUGUCGAGGGUGUCGCCUGCUGGGGUCGAGCUGCUGCGGUGCCCUCCGUAGCAAGACACACUUCGCUGUCCUCGAGAGCGAGCCCGACACUAGCAACUUCUGCUUGGCGAGCCUAACUUCUGCGCUGGGUUUGGACUUGACAGGAGCGGCUCACCGCGCGCAGUUGGGGCGGUGGCCCCGCAGGCUCACCAUCACUGAGAUGACCUCCCCUCUGUGCUUCUGGUGCUUCUGCGUCUGGGCCGCUGCCAACUGGCCGCCAGGAAGCGCCCUACAGCUCCAACCCGGCAUGCCAAAUGUUUGCAGAGAGGAGCAGCUGACCUUGGUAAGACUGUCUCGUCCAUGCACCCAAGCUUUCAUAGAUACCAUCCAGUUCUGGAAACAAGGCUGCUCAGGCCCACGGUGGUGCAUGGGAUAUCACAGAAGGAUUCGCUACUACAUCAUCUACAGACAUGUAUAUGCCACAGAGCACCAGACAGUCUUUCGGUGCUGCCCUGGUUGGAACCGAUGGGAUAAUGAACCAGGCUGCUUCUCCUCUGUCUCUUCCUUGGGAACUCAUUUCAGUAGAAGGGAGUGCUCAAAUCAGGACACUCAGCAGUGCCUUUGUUCACAAGGAUUUCAUGGACCCCAUUGUCAAUAUGAUAUAAAUGAAUGUGCUGUUGACAAUGGUGGCUGUCAAGACCGAUGCUAUAAUACGAUUGGCAGUUAUUACUGCGUAUGUCAAGCUGGCCAAAAACUGGAGGAAGAUGGCAGAGGAUGUGAAGACAUGGAUGAGUGUGCGGUGGUGAACGGAGGCUGCCAGCAGCGCUGUAUUAACACUCUGGGCACCUUCCACUGUGAGUGUGACACAGGAUACAGACGCCAUGCUGAUGAACGUACCUGCAUAAAUACAGACCCCUGUGCAGGUGCGAAUGGAUGUGCUCACUUAUGUCAAAGUGAAAAUGGCAUGGCCAGGUGUGCCUGUCAUGCUGGGUACCAGCUGUCUGAAGACAAAAAGAACUGCGAAGAUAUAAAUGAGUGUGCUGAAGAGCUCGCUCCCUGUGCUCAUCACUGUGUGAACUCAAAGGGGUCCUUCAUGUGUACCUGCCACCCUGGCUUUGAGCUAGGAGCUGAUGGAAGACAUUGUUACAGAAUUGAAUUAGAAAUUGUCAAUAUCUGUGAGGAGAACAAUGGUGGCUGUUCUCAUCACUGCCAACCUGCAACGGGUGGAGCCCACUGUUCCUGUAACCAUGGACAUCAACUCGAUACGGAUGGGAAAACAUGCAUAGACUUUGAUGAAUGCGAGAGCGGAGAAGCCUGCUGUGCCCAGCUCUGCAUCAACUACUUAGGAGGCUAUGAGUGCAGCUGUGGGGAAGGCUUUCAGAUCAGUUCAGACGGUUGUGGAUGUGAUGCUUUAGAUGAUGAGCAGUUCGAGGAUGAAGAAGAGGAAAUAGACAUUCUGAGGUUUCCAGGCCAUCUGGUUCAGAGCCCACCUUAUCCUGAUCCUUCUCUGACUGCUUCAUAUGAAGAUGAAGACAAUGAUGAUGCUAAUCAGGAAGCAGAAGGAGAGGUCCAAGGGCUGACAGCCUUGCACAGAGUUGUCUGUUUAGAUGGCACCUUUGGCCUGGAUUGCAGCUUGAGCUGUGAAGAUUGCAUGAAUGGAGGGAGAUGCCAAGAAGGAAAGAGUGGGUGCUUGUGCCCAGCAGGAUGGACUGGCCUCAUAUGCAAUGAAAGCAAUAUCCUAAGAACUGGGGAAGAUCAACAAGCUCCUGUGGGAUGCCUGAAAGGGUUCUUUGGGAAGAACUGCAAAAGAAAAUGUCAUUGUGCUAACAAUACUCAUUGCCAUAGGGUAUAUGGUGCCUGCAUGUGUGACCUAGGGCGCUAUGGAAGAUUCUGCCAUCUUAGCUGUCCCAGGGGAGCCUAUGGAGCUAGCUGUUCUUUGGAAUGUCAGUGUGUGGAAGAGAACACCCUGGAAUGCAGUGCCAAAAAUGGUAGUUGCACCUGCAAAUCAGGUUACCAAGGCAACCGAUGCCAAGAAGGUACAAUCCGAUGAUGGAUUUUUGUGCUUCUUGAAUAAUAAUGAUUGGCCUUUGUUCAACACUAUUUGGUCGUUAAUUAGUUAAUCCAAACCAGUGUCCUUGGAGAUGGGGAGGCUGUAUUGAUCUCCUGUUGGAGGUGAGGAAACCGAGGCGUGAGUGCAAUACAAUUAUUUAACCUUGUCUUCUUGGCCUAUGCUCUCAGAAUUCUCCUUGCCUUCCUGAGCAGAGGAAGAUUGCACAUCUUAAAACUAUAUAUGGAAACAAUUACAGCUCAAUAACAUAGACUCAUCAACCAAGGACGUUCUCUCCUACAGCAUGAAGGACUUUCCUUUUCCAAUCUAAAAGUCAGUCAACCAAACCAAUUUAUUAACAGUUUUUUAAUACUGAGAUCUUAAAUAUGGAUACCAAUACUGUCAUUUUUCAAAUAUCUAUAUAUCACCUAAGUUUAGAUAAAUCUACCAGUAAAAAAACUAUGAUUCCAGUAAUAAGAAACACAUAGAGAUAUAUGUGUAGUCACGUGUGGAAUUUGGAGAAAUGGGAUUCCACCUGACAGCAAGCCAUGCCUGACUUGUAGACUCCAUAAGGACUUGCUUAUGUUUUUGGUGUCUGGUCACCAUGUCACUGACUUCCACGGAUGCCACUUCUUAAGAAGACAGUGAGCAGCUUUCCUGGAGUUCCUUUUGUUGCCGUAUAGUAUGUCUUGUCUUCUACUCUAGGAUAUUCACCCAUUAUUGUUGCAUUUACUAUCGACUGCUUGUUCUCUUGCUUGAAUCCAAGUUCUAUGUAGGCAUUCCUGUUUGUUUCUUCCUGAAUUUCCUCACUCCUUCAAUAAAGACAGUCACCAGUAAAUCUUUU